AUGAGAGUGAAGUACAUGACAGCAAUGACAAAAGGAACUAAUAUCAAACCUAAUGAAAUCGCUCACGAGGACAUAGAGCUUAACAAGUACUUUGUGGAGUAUCUUAUAAGUGAAGAGUAUGUAAGACCUUACUUCAUGUUUGACAGCAUGAAUGAGGAUGUUAUUUCAUGGUUAAAGAAUAUAAGCAAUGUUUUCGGUAAGUACGUCAUAGAUGACAAAGGUCUUGUUGUAUUUUAUGAGACAGCAAUACGAACACAGGAACUAAUGGAUAUUAUGCACUCAACAGCAAAGAAAGGAUUUAGUACUAUUGGCAUGAAUGAACAUUGCAGGAAUGACAUAUACAACCUAUGCUCACGAAAGCCUUACACAAAAGCAAUACAAAUGAUAGAACAUAAGUGUCUAAGGUCAGCAAAUGAAAUCAUUACUGUCAGUGGUUAUGAAAGAACUGUUAGCAAAGAUGAGUGGAAACAGCUAUUCAUAUUAAGGAAGGACGUUGCUGAACUAGUUAAACCUGUUGCACAAACAUUGUUUCAGAUAAGACCAGCAAUGACUAAGAACCCUUUGACCUUAGUCAAUGAGACCAUAGAGGUUGAAGAUAAUGACAUGAAAGAACUAGGAAUGAAUGAGAGAAGUUGUGAAGGAUGUUUGAGUCAAAACACAUGGUUCUUCAGAGCUGUUAAGAAACUUAGUAAAGAACGACAGAAAUAUUUUAUAGAGAAGUAUUGCAAAGGAUGUGUAAAUGAAUUGCUUGAAAUAGAACUUAGAGACACUUUCACACUAAAGGACUUGAGAAGAAAUAAGUACAUGAGUGAAGAAGGUAUUGACAUAGCUAGUGUUAUAAAUGACUUAAGAAGAUGUGUUGUCGUUAUUGACGGAGCACGUAUGACAUAUCUAGUGAAAGAUUAUGAUGGAAUACGAGACACAACAACACUUGUAUCAAUAGAUAGCAAGGAAUUCAAUAAGCUCAUGA
Trichomonas vaginalis G3 is the source of this 970-nucleotide messenger RNA. RefSeq lists its product as uncharacterized. The record is from RefSeq and is a predicted model, not a curated record. The annotation marks the transcript as partial. The transcript has a single exon. NCBI's taxonomy places the organism in Eukaryota, Parabasalia, Trichomonadida, Trichomonadidae.